Molecule: messenger RNA, 2932 nt
Organism: Glycine soja
Lineage: Eukaryota; Viridiplantae; Streptophyta; Magnoliopsida; Fabales; Fabaceae
Product: nitrate reductase [NADH] 2-like
Exons: 5
Coding region: 138-2765 (875 amino acids)
Biological process (GO): nitric oxide biosynthetic process; nitrate assimilation
Molecular function (GO): molybdopterin cofactor binding; molybdenum ion binding; nitrate reductase (NADPH) activity
Source: RefSeq, a predicted model, not a curated record
AAUACGUCAGUGAAGAAAAGAACUAGACGACGUGGAGAAACGCCUCCGUAAGCAAUCCCUCUCUAUAUGAAUACCCCAAACCUCUCUCCCCUUUUGAAGACCAACUAAUUCCUUAGCUUUUCUCUCUGUAACUCACAAUGGCUGCUAGCACCAAAAACGGCGACGUUAGUGACUGCGGCGGGGACCUCAAGCCCCCUCUCCCGUUGGACUUCUCCAGCGACGAAGACGAUGAAAACGACGACGUUUCAUAUCUGAAUGAGUUGAUACAAAAAGCGAGAACGGAGAUUGAGGACUCGGUUCUGGACCCGCACAACGAGGGAAUCCCGGACAAGUGGGUCCCACGGAUUGCCUCCCUGGUGCGGCUCACAGGGAAGCACCCCUUCAACGCGGAGCCCCCACUCCCACUCCUCAUGCACCACGGCUUCAUCACCCCAGCGCCACUCCACUACGUCCGCAACCACGGUCCAGUCCCCAAAGCAAAUUGGGAAGACUGGACCGUGGAAGUAACCGGUUUGGUCAAGCGACCAAACCGGUUUAGCAUGAAAAACCUUGUGAAGGAUUUCCAUCACCGCGAGUUUCCCGCCACGCUCGUCUGCUCGGGGAACCGCCGCAAGGAGCUGAACAUCAUGAAGCCCACCUCCGGCUCCAGCAACACCGCCGGCAGCGCCUCCACCUCCGUGUGGCGCGGCAUCCCGCUGCGCCACGUGCUGCGCCGCUGCGGGAUCCUCGCACGUGCUAAGGGCGCGCUGCACGUGUGCUUCGAGGGCGCCGAGGAUCUCCCCGGCGGCGGAGGGUCCAAGUACGGAACCAGCAUCUCCAGGGACCUCGCCAUGGACCCCACGCGUGAUGUCAUCCUCGCAUACAUGCAAAACGGCGAGCACAUUCCGCCGGAUCACGGGUUCCCCGUGCGCCUGAUUAUUCCAGGGUUCAUCGGUGGAAGAAUGGUGAAGUGGCUCAAACGCAUUGUCGUUUGCGAGCAUGAGUCCGAUAAUCAUUAUCAUUACAAGGAUAACAAAAUGCUCCCUUCUCACGUCGAUGCAGAUCUUGCCAAUGAAGAAGGUUGGUGGUACAAGCAGGAGUAUAAGAUCAACGAGUUGAGUAUAAACUCAGUGAUAACUACGCCUUCUCACGAGGAGAUCUUGUCCAUCAACUCAUAUACUACGCAGAGGCCUUAUGAACUCAGAGGCUACGCAUAUUCCGGUGCUGGAAGAAAAGUGACUCGUGUUGAGGUAACAUUUGAUGGUGGAGAAACGUGGCACGUGUGCACAUUGGACCAUACUGAGAAACCAAACAAAUAUGGCAAGUAUUGGUGCUGGUGCUUCUGGUCUUUGGAAGUGGAGGUGAUAGACCUGCUUGGGACCAAUGAGAUUGCUGUUCGAGCUUGGGAUGAAGGCCUCAACACCCAGCCUGAACACCUCAAUUGGAAUCUUAUGGGCAUGAUGAACAACUGCUGGUAUAGAGUGAAAACAAAUGUGGGCAAGCCUGCCAAGGGUGAGAUUGGCAUAUUGUUUGAACAUCCAGCUCAACCAGGAAACCAACCAGGUGGGUGGAUGGGAAAGGAAAGACAUUUGGAAAAAUCACUAGAGAAAUUACCAAGCAUCAAAAGGAGUGGUUCCACUCCAUCCAUGAACAUAACCUCAAAAAGGUUCUCUAUUUCUGAAGUCAAAAAGCACUGCACCUCUGACUCUACUUGGAUCAUCGUCCAUGGCCAUGUCUACGACUGCACCCGCUUCCUCAAAGACCACCCCGGUGGCGUUGAUAGCAUCCUCAUAAAUGCCGGCACCGACUGCACCGAAGAGUUUGACGCCAUCCAUUCUGACAAAGCAAGGAGAUUGCUCGAAGAUUUUCGAAUUGGCGAGCUCAUGACCACAGACUACACCUCAGACUCAGAGCCUGACAACUCUAUGCAUGGCGAUUCUGAAUCCACCCAUUUGGCCCCUAUCAAGGAGAUCACCACACCAAGACCACAACGCAAGGUUGCACUUAACUCACGUGAGAAAAUCUCAUGCAAGCUUGUGUCGAAGACCUACAUUUCCCAUAACACGAGGCUCUUUCGUUUUGCGUUGCCCUCGGAGGACCAGCUCUUGGGUUUACCCGUGGGAAAGCACAUUUUCUUGUACGCCACCAUUGGUGACAAGCUAUGCAUACGAGCCUACACUCCAACAAGUAGUGUGGACGAAGUGGGGUUCUUUGACCUUCUUAUCAAGGUGUACUUCAAAGGCGUGCACCCCAAGUACCCAAAUGGAGGACUCAUGUCCCAACAUUUGGAUUCUCUCUCCAUUGGGUCUAUGUUGGACGUGAAGGGCCCGUUGGGCCACAUAGAGUACACCGGAAGAGGCAACUUCAUGGUUCAUGGUAAACAAAAAUUUGCAAAGAGACUAGCUAUGUUGGCUGGUGGGACCGGGAUCACACCCAUUUACCAAGUGGCACAAGCAAUUUUGAAGGACCCAGAAGACCACACUGAAAUGCAUCUAGUGUAUGCUAACCACGCCGAGGAUGAUAUAUUGUUGAGGGAGGAGUUGGAUGCGUGGGCAAAGACACAUUGUGAUCGGUUCAAAGUGUGGUACGUGGUGGGAAUUGCAAAGGAAGGGUGGCAAUACAGUGUGGGACGCAUCACAGAGAGUAUUAUGAGGGAGCACCUUCCAAAAUCAUCGAGCGAUGCCUUGGCUUUAACGUGUGGGCCACCACCCAUGAUUGAGUUUGCGGUGCAACCUAACUUGGAGAAGAUGGGGUACGAUAUCAAGAACGACCUGCUUGUGUUUUAGGGCACAAAGAAGUAGAUUACUAUAUUAUGUUGACUAUCUAUGCAUGUGUAUUUUUAUUGUUGUUUGUGUAUCACCAAUUGUUAGAGCAUUGCUUGUUUCAUUAUUUGUAAUGGUGAAAGAAAGAACAACUGAUGUCUAUAUAUAAACCAUAUUAUCCUUUUUUUUUC